CGCUGGCCAUGAAGCACGUAGCGGCCUACAUGCUGUGCGUCCUCGGCGGCAACGCCAACCCCUCUGCCGCCGACGUCAAGAAGGUUCUCCAGGCAGCAGAGGCCAACAUCGAUGAUGGAGCCAUUGACAAGAUCGUCGAGUCUCUCGGGGGAAAGAGCGCUGAGGAGGUGGAGGCAUUGAUUAAGGAUGGCAAGGGAAAGAUGGGCAGUGUUGGCGGCGGCGGCGGCGGCGGCGGCGGCGGCGGCGGUGCUGCACCGGCGGCGGCAGCAGCUAGCGCAGGUGGUGGUGGAGGUGCUAAGAAGGCACCUGAGCCAGAGCCAGAGGAGGAGGAGGAUAUGGGCUUCUCACUUUUCGAUUAAGGGUAACGAUUUUAUUGGUAACAAUGAAUUCCUCAAAACUCGA
Guillardia theta CCMP2712 is the source of this 402-nucleotide messenger RNA. Its product is annotated as large subunit ribosomal protein P2_1, cytoplasmic. Gene Ontology annotation, cellular component: ribosome; cytosolic large ribosomal subunit. Gene Ontology annotation, biological process: cytoplasmic translational elongation. Lineage: Eukaryota; Cryptophyceae; Pyrenomonadales; Geminigeraceae. The coding region runs from base 9 to 359 and encodes 116 amino acids. The transcript is spliced from 2 exons. Gene Ontology annotation, molecular function: structural constituent of ribosome. The record is from RefSeq and is a predicted model, not a curated record.